Paraglomus occultum is the source of this 708-nucleotide messenger RNA. NCBI's taxonomy places the organism in Eukaryota, Fungi, Glomeromycota, Glomeromycetes, Paraglomerales, Paraglomeraceae. The record is from the annotation of a GenBank genome assembly.
AUGGCUGACGUGUUUAGAGUAUUACAAAAUAUUUUUCCAGCUUACUUAUUUCCCACAAUAGCCGCUCUCAUGAUAGCAGGAGAUGGGCCGUUCUCAACUCCUGGCACACGCUUUUUUCACAUCCUUGUCUGCCUCGGCUGCCCAUUUAUCCCACUCUUUCUCUUUCUUCACGUAAAAUCUGGCGUGGAUGAGGAUGGAGAAGAAAUUCCGAACAUUAGCGCAUACUGGCUGCCAGAGGAUAAAUUUCGUGCUCCGAAUUGUGAAGAAAACCAAUUUGUAAAUGUGUGGCCGUUUGGAUUUAGGGUUAAGAGUCUUGAUUUCAGCGAGGUUCCCGAUAUUAGAAAACGUCUUACGGAAUGCAUAGCCAACAUUUCUUUUCUAGACUACUCUAGUUGUUAUGUGGCGGCUUAUUUUAUCUUUGUCGGUAUUCUGACCAGCAUAUACAGAGCUGUUGGCCCAUGUCAGGAACAGGACUGGCCAGCAAUACCACUGUUAUUAUCGUGGACGCUACCCAUACUAUUCUUCAGGAUUCGUAAGGGAAAAGUAGUCGUUAAGAAUCCCAAAAAAGCCCUAAAAGAAGUUGAAGGCUAUAUUCGUGUAGUAGACGUUGACGAGCACAUAGGCCGAGAUGGUGGGUUUCGGUUGCCGGUCAAUUGGACUGGCUGUGAUUGCUGGGGUAUGGACUUUCAACUCAAUAAUAUCCUUUAG